Plectropomus leopardus (leopard coralgrouper) is the source of this 2331-nucleotide messenger RNA. The record is from RefSeq and is a predicted model, not a curated record. NCBI's taxonomy places the organism in Eukaryota, Metazoa, Chordata, Actinopteri, Perciformes, Serranidae.
CCUCCAAUCCUCCGUCUGAAGGGCCAAUUAAUUUAUUUCUGGUCAGAAAGUAUCGCAGCUCGCCGAAAAGUCCCGCCGCUCUGUGUGUCUGUAGCACCUGAAAGAGGAUCUGAACGAGUGCAAAGCUGGACCGGUACAUAAUGACCAUGUACAAGAGGAAGCGUCGCAACCGCCGAUACAUAAACAUGGCGGGUGAGCCCAAGCCGUACAGGAUUAAAGUGGGCUCCAAACGGCCGCUCUCAGCUGUGUAUAGUGGUUUUGAAUUUGAGUACGAGUACUACAGGGAUGACUUCUACAGCAGGCUUUUUGACUACCAUGGCAGAGUGGCCCCCCCACCGAGAGCCGUGAUCCCCCUCAAACGCUCCAGGGUGAUCACUCCCUCCUCCCGCCGCGGGAAGACCUUCCCCAUGAAAACAUCCUCCUCUUCCUCCUCUUCAUCCUCCAGACCUCCCACGUCCUCCUCCGGGCUCAAACCAGUGAAGACGGACCAGCUUCAGACUAUAAAACGGGAGCUCACUCAGAUCAAGAUGAAGAUCGACUCUUUGCUGGGACGCCUGGAGAAGAUCGAGAAGCAGCAGAGAGCCGAGUCCGAGGCUCAGAGAAAGUAUGAGGACAACUGCGACUCCGUGCACGAGGGGUCCGUGUCAGAGACGGCGGAAAACUCCGGGGAGGAGGCCGGCGAAGUGGCGCUGGAAGUGGAGGCGGGAGAGAUGACCGAUGGAGGCGAGGACGCCUAUGACGAAGAGGGCAGCCACGAUCUGGUAGAGAACCAUGUAUCGGAUAUUGACAACUGAGAUCAGGAUGAGGCAGCAGACACCCCCCGGUCGGUGGUAUUAGAAUUCAUCAUCACCUUCAAGAGAUGGAAAAGGAUCUCUGAGGGAUCAAGAAUCUCAUUCUGGACUGUAAGUUGUGUUCAAGAGAUGCUGAAUCACAUUUAGAUGCCCAACUGUGCAGCACAAACCGAAUGUGGUGUGCUCUCUAAAGAAAAUGUAUCCAAGACCCAUUUUAAUACAUUGGCCUCAGUUCACCUCAUGGAUAUUCUGUGCAACAUAUAUUUCAUUGCAAGAGGCUGACAGCAUCACGCGCUUAUUCUGUUCCUAAAAAUAAAACAAAGAGGGAAUGAAAUAAAAGUCUUCAUUCAGAUUUAUAUAUUGAAUUGUGUUGAAAGAAAGGAACAUGACACUGUUGAUCAACCGUUGCUGCUUUUCUGAAAUGUGUUUGCGAUGUAAUUUCACCAACUGUUUUCCAAUGAAUUUCUGUUGUUGCUAAAAAAUGAAUAAAGUUACAGUCGGAACAAUGUGCGACCGCAUUAUGAUAUUCACAAAAUGAAUGAAACAUCGGUGCCGUCUGGUUCGGAUUUGACUCAUGCAUAAGCCAAUAGCUGCGAGCAUAACUUUAUCCAGCUUUAUCCAUUUAUCACACAAAUGCCCUGUGGGGCUGUUCCAUCGUAUUCCAACUCCUGCCAACUUUCAGAGGCAGAAAGGGCUUCCUGUGGUAGAGAGCCAACACUGGCACCGGCCUCCUGCCAGGGAGCAGUGCCCCAAUGUCUCAAUGCACUCCUCCCUGUUCAGCCUGUGCAUCCCAACAUGGACUGCUGCUGUUCAGGAGCCAACGCCCUUUCUCCUCCUCCUCGACUAUCUCCCCCUCUGCAUCCUGCAUUGAUUCUCUCUUAUGUAGUCAAAACAGCAAAGCAAAGUUUUUUAAAUUAUAUACUAAGAUGCCUCAAUGUUAUCCAAAUCAGUGAUCUUUGAUUCAGAUUGCAAUGGCAACAACAACCUUCAGAAGCCAAAAGUAGCAGGGCACUUGGAGAACGCAGAGCACCCCAAAGGCAAAAAGCCCUUUCUUGCAAUGUUUACAAAUGUCAAAAAAGUGAUUCGAUCUGCUCCAAAUUUUGACAGGCUCUUACUUGGCCCAUGUGUCAUCGUUUUACUAAAUUUUAUGAAAAUUGUGCCAGUGGUUUUUCUGUAAUCCUGCUGACAAAAAAAGACUAACCAAAUCAAAACCAUAACCUCUUUGGCAUAAUUAGUUUGAGAGUUAAUACAAAAUUAUAUCCUGAUUAUUCUUUUAAUUAAACACCCAUGAAGGUCAGUAAUGAAGAAGAAGCUGAAGUGGCCGAAGUUCGAUGAUUUGUCCACUUAUUUGGUAGAGUUUACUGACACAAUGCGCAUGAUUUCUACCAUUUGAGAUUUGUGACACUGAAUGCGUUUACAUGGGCAUAAAUAACCUGUUUAUGAAGCGUAUCCUGAUUAUGAUCAUUUUGGGAUAUGGUGUUUACACGAGCACAGAGAAAUCCAGCUCUGCAUAUUCCUGGUAUACAUGAAAAAUUAACAU